AUGACAACCGCUGAGAGCACUACACGUGCACCUAUUGUGGCGGAUGGGAUAGCGUAUUGGGAGAAACAGCCCGCGACUGUCGACGGUGUUCUUGGCGGCUAUGGUACCGGUUCCCUACCACGCAUCGAAACACUUGGAUCACGCCAGUUUCUCCUGCAUCUUCGCCCAGACCUCUCCACCGUCCCUUCAGCUUUACGACCGCUCAAACCAUCGCCCAAAACACGACGCGUGCGCGCACUGGAUGUGGGCGCUGGAGUUGGUCGCGUGACUGCAGACACAUUGCUACAUCUCGUAGACGAUGUGGUGCUAGUCGAGCCAGUCGAGAAGCUACUCGACGUAGCGAGACAGAACGCGCCAGGUUUCAAGGGCAUAGCGUCGGGCACGAAGAGCGUAACGAUCAUGCGCGGAACACUCCAAGACUUCGACCUCGCUCAUCCAACUGCACAUGCUACCGUACUCGAGCGCUUUGGUCACAAGGGCGAGGAAGACGACAUGGACAGCGGCUUCGACGUCGUAUGGUGUCAGUGGUGCCUCAUGUACAUGUCCGACGCCGAUCUCGUCGGCUUCUUUCAGCGCGCCAAGAAAGCGCUACGCGAUGAGAGGGGUCUUAUCAUCGUGAAGGAGAAUACGGGGAUCGAUGGGGUUGGAAAGGACGGACAGCCUGUCCCGCAUGUCUACUUCGACGAAGAUGAUUCAAGCGUCGCGCGAUCUGAUCUGGCAUUCAAGGAGUUGUUCAGGAAGGCGGGACUGACGCUCGUGGACGAACGGGUUCAGAAUGGUCUUCCGCAAGAACUGUACACGGUCAAGAUGUAUGCAGUACGAUAA
This is a messenger RNA of Peniophora sp. CBMAI 1063, 825 nucleotides long. NCBI's taxonomy places the organism in Eukaryota, Fungi, Basidiomycota, Agaricomycetes, Russulales, Peniophoraceae. The record is from the annotation of a GenBank genome assembly.